AACAAAAGUUUCAUAACCCGUUGGACAACCUCUUUUAAGAUUGAUGACCAAAUGAGUAUGCACGGCAACGGUAUACACAAACAGAUGAAUACUAAAUAAUAACGCUCGCUCCCAACAAGACUCAGCCAUUUUCGUUGAUUGCUCGCUUCACAUCAGACGUCGAAAGCAGUUCGAGAAACCCCUCUAGCCUCUGUUAACUCGGUCUAAACAGUACCAACACUCAAUCUUCAAUAUGCGUGAAUGUAUCUCUAUCCAUGUCGGCCAAGCCGGAGUCCAGAUGGGCAAUGCCUGCUGGGAGUUGUACUGCCUGGAGCACGGCAUCCAGCCCGAUGGCCAGAUGCCGUCAGACAAGACCAUCGGAGGUGGUGACGACUCCUUCAACACCUUCUUCAGUGAGACUGGAGCUGGCAAACACGUUCCCCGAGGCGUCUUCGUCGAUCUUGAGCCGACUGUUAUUGACGAGGUCCGUACCGGUACCUACCGUCAGCUUUUCCAUCCUGAGCAGCUGAUCACCGGCAAGGAGGAUGCUGCCAACAACUACGCCCGUGGUCACUACACCGUCGGAAAGGAGCUGAUCGACAUUGUCCUCGACAGGAUCAGGAAGCUGGCUGACCAGUGCACAGGUCUCCAGGGAUUCCUCAUCUUCCACAGCUUCGGUGGUGGCACCGGAUCUGGCUUUACCUCCCUGCUCAUGGAGCGUCUCUCCGUUGAUUACGGAAAGAAGUCCAAGCUCGAAUUUGCCAUCUACCCCGCUCCCCAGAUCUCCACCGCCGUUGUCGAGCCUUACAACUCCAUCCUUACGACUCACACCACCCUGGAGCACUCCGACUGUGCCUUCAUGGUCGACAAUGAGGCCAUCUAUGAUAUCUGCCGUCGUAACCUCGAUAUCGAGCGUCCCACCUACACCAACCUGAACCGUCUCAUCGGCCAGAUCGUCUCCUCCAUCACCGCUUCUCUUCGAUUCGAUGGCGCCCUCAAUGUCGAUCUGACUGAGUUCCAGACCAACUUGGUGCCCUACCCACGUAUCCAUUUCCCUCUUGCCACAUACUCCCCAGUCAUCUCUGCCGAGAAGGCCUACCACGAGCAGCUGACCGUUAGUGAGAUAACGAACUCCUGUUUUGAGCCCGCCAACCAGAUGGUGAAGUGCGACCCCCGUCACGGCAAGUACAUGGCCUGCUGUCUCCUGUACCGUGGUGAUGUCGUCCCCAAGGAUGUCAACGCCGCCAUCGCUACCAUCAAGACCAAGCGUACCAUCCAGUUCGUCGACUGGUGUCCAACUGGCUUCAAGGUCGGUAUCAACUACCAGCCACCCACUGUCGUCCCUGGUGGUGAUCUUGCCAAGGUUCAGCGUGCCGUCUGCAUGUUGAGCAACACCACUGCCAUCGCCGAGGCCUGGGCUCGUCUCGACCACAAGUUCGAUCUGAUGUACGCCAAGCGCGCUUUCGUCCAUUGGUACGUCGGAGAAGGUAUGGAGGAAGGUGAGUUCUCCGAGGCUCGUGAGGAUUUGGCUGCUCUCGAGAAGGACUACGAAGAAGUCGGUGUCGAUUCCGUCGACGCAGAGGGCGAGGAGGAGGAAGGCGAAGAAUAUUAGACAGAUUAUGACACCCUUGACGCUCAUCCUAAAUCCACACUACAAAAUGAAUUUCCAUUUAGGUUCUAGCAAACAAAUACUUUUUCGCAAUUUUUAUACUUCUCUCAUUGCCCCCUGGGAGGAAGGUGAAGAAUAUCAAACUCUCACUCUCAAAUCAGUGGGUGAAUAACAUACGAGCUAGUCAAGUUAUUAGUAUUUAGCACAAUAUUGAAGCUACCUAUUGAUAUUUACUACCAGUUAACACAACAAAUUACAUGCAAAAUAUGGUACUUCUUAUUUGCAACUAUGAUCCUCCGACAAAAAGCACUAUGAAAUUUUGCAUUACUUUUCGCUCCGAAAAAAAGCACAUUGAAAUUUUGCAUUACUUUUCACUCCGAAAAAAAGCACAUUGAAAUUUUGCAUUACUUUUCGCUCCGAAAAAAAGCACAUUGAAAUGUGCAUAUUCAGCACACAAACAUGAUAACAUAGUUUGUUGUUGUCUUUCGAAUUCUUCUUAACGGGAUCUUAUUUUCUUCUGUGAUUGACAUUCAAGUUAUCAUGAAUCUCGUUAAGUUCCCACCCCCACUCCCCUAAAAAGGAAAUCGUUGCCGUCAUUGAUUCAUGUUCUUUUCAUGUUAUUUUUACCAAGCUAAA
Molecule: messenger RNA, 2224 nt
Organism: Strongylocentrotus purpuratus (purple sea urchin)
Lineage: Eukaryota; Metazoa; Echinodermata; Echinoidea; Camarodonta; Strongylocentrotidae
Product: tubulin alpha-1 chain
Exons: 4
Coding region: 233-1591 (452 amino acids)
Biological process (GO): mitotic cell cycle; microtubule cytoskeleton organization
Cellular component (GO): cytoplasm; microtubule
Molecular function (GO): GTP binding; structural constituent of cytoskeleton
Source: RefSeq, a predicted model, not a curated record